Messenger RNA from Schistocerca nitens (vagrant locust), 1027 nucleotides. Its product is annotated as WD repeat-containing protein 54-like. The record is from RefSeq and is a predicted model, not a curated record. The transcript is spliced from 5 exons. Gene Ontology annotation, biological process: rRNA processing; DNA-templated DNA replication. Gene Ontology annotation, molecular function: protein binding. The coding region runs from base 1 to 978 and encodes 325 amino acids. Gene Ontology annotation, cellular component: nuclear pre-replicative complex. Lineage: Eukaryota; Metazoa; Arthropoda; Insecta; Orthoptera; Acrididae.
AUGUACGAAAAAGAUACUGAAGUUAUGCUUGUAACGUCAGCUUCCUUAAUUUACGGGAACUUGAAAGUGCAUUAUUCAAUAGAGGACGAAACACUACGAACAUUUGCCGUUAUUCAUGGCGGAUACAUUAAUAUCCUAUUAGCUCAUGGACCGAACGUAAGGCCAAAAUAUUUGCCAUGUAUAGAAAUGGGCACAAAACCAAAGCAUAUCACCGCUUAUGUAACAGAAGUGAAAUGGGCAUUCUUUGGCAACCGGUACCAUCUGUUGGUAACAUCGAACUUAGGAAUCAACGUUUAUGACCAAGAAGGUCAGAUCUUCAAAUUUACUCAUCCAUGCUGUGAUGGCCCAAGGUCUCCAGGAACUUUUGCAAGGGGCAUUGCAUUGAUAGGUGACCAGUUGCUCUGUGUUGGGAACAGUUCGGGCUAUAUCUACAUAUUUUGCUAUCCAGAUGAGGAGAGUUGUCAGGUACUGGAAGUGGUAAGGCUCUUUAAGGCACACGAUCAGGCAGUGAUCUCAUUAGAGAGUGGCAGAAAAACGAUGAUUUCCACUGAUAACUCUGGUGUUAUUACAAUAUGGGCAAUUGACGACAGCAUGAGCCAUCUUGCUACUAUUCCCAGCUUCAGUUCAGUUUGCACAUCUUUGGUGAACUGUGACAGUGUGGUAAUUGCGGGGUAUCUCUCUGGCCACCUCCGCCUAUUUGAGAGCCCAUCUGGUCAGCUUCUUUAUGAUGUGACAGCUCAUGCACGUCCUGUCACAGCUCUCGACUUUACACCUGAAGCUGGAUUAUUGUUAUCUGUAUCGGAAGAUUCUUUUAUUAGAAUCUGGCAGUUGGAACCCAAUGAUAAAUUGGUUCAGCACAAGUCCACUGUACAUGUAAAGGACAGACUCAUAGUUGGCUGCCAGUUCUUGAACAGCAAGGGCACACAGUUUUGCGUGUCAUGUUACGAUUCAGCAGAAAUCCUUUGCUACAAAACAUAACAAUGAUGAUGAUGAUGAUGAUGAUGAUGAUAAUAAUAAUAAUAAUAAU